CACUAGUUAUAUAUUUCAAGAUAUAUAAAUCCUUACUUUAUAUAGAAAUUUUAACCAUCAGAAAACAAAACGUAUUUGCUUCGUAAAAGUAUCACAACAAUAUAAUGUCUUCAUCACACCUUUUUAUCUUUUGCAUCAUCCUGAUUUCUUCAUUUCCUCUUCAUGAAUGUGAAAAUGGAAAAGGUGUUGAAGCGAACAAUGCAGUUAAACCAGUUUGCAUGUCGAUGAAUUGCGACAAUAAAGACAGGAAACUCACGUGUGCUUGUUGUUUCAGGGCCAAUUUCAGGAAUAGGUGUUACAAUAGCAAAUCAGAAUGUCUGGCUGACUGCAAAGCUUGAAAGGCAUAACUUAAUAAUAACCUCUACUAAGGAAUUAAGAAACCUAUUAGCGUUUACAUAAUAUCUAAUCACUUCCAUAAUAUGAAGAAUACAUGUUUAUUUAGGAGUCCAACUAAUACAAUUUAUGAUUAUUGUAAUUGUGUUAAGUGAUCGACUUUCAAAUUCUACGUAUCUAAUUUAUCUCAUUUUGUUUUAA
Molecule: messenger RNA, 534 nt
Organism: Arabidopsis lyrata subsp. lyrata
Lineage: Eukaryota; Viridiplantae; Streptophyta; Magnoliopsida; Brassicales; Brassicaceae
Product: EMBRYO SURROUNDING FACTOR 1-like protein 8
Exons: 2
Coding region: 105-338 (77 amino acids)
Source: RefSeq, a predicted model, not a curated record